Armigeres subalbatus is the source of this 1471-nucleotide messenger RNA. RefSeq lists its product as uncharacterized. Bases 263 to 1246 code for a protein of 327 amino acids. The transcript is spliced from 8 exons. The record is from RefSeq and is a predicted model, not a curated record. NCBI's taxonomy places the organism in Eukaryota, Metazoa, Arthropoda, Insecta, Diptera, Culicidae.
GAUAUCGUCGAUAUAGAAACAUUUUCACAGCUGAAUGAAAUGGAUUUUAAUCGUUUAAACCUAAACACUGGACAGAGGAAAAAAAUUCAAAAAAUUCAGGGGCAAAUUGCCAAUUACUCAAAGCAUACUAAAAAAGAACACAUCGAUAACGGAGAUUACGAGGAAUAUGAAUACAUCGAGUAUGAAGACGAAAUGGGAAUUUCAUUGGAAAAGGUAAUUGUAUUACUAAUUAUAAAUACAGCAGUGAAGUACUAAAUAUAAUAUGACUACUAAAAUUCUCUUUCAGGAAUUUGAUAUUGACUGCUUAUUCCAACAGACACCAGAAGGAAGAACUAUUAUCGAAAAACUAAAUGAACAAAAAUCUGUCGACAGCAAAUUGAUCAAAGCGAUCACAACCAUCUUAAGUGACUAUCUCAUCAACAGAUUUGGAUAUCAUCCAAGUGCUCAUCAUAAAAACAUUGUUGCAAAAUCUCUGGUCAAUAAAUAUGAUGUUUUGAGAUCGAACAGCGCUGAAGUGCCACAGGCCCUAUGGUUUUAUCCACACGGACGCGGACAUGGAAGACAUAGCGGUAAACUGCACUUCCAUAUAGAGUACCUGGUCAAGAAAUUCGAGAAGCAGAUUCGACGGACAAAGGAUGGAAAUGUUGCCAUUGAAACUGUGGACACCCUCGUUAGUGAUUUAACCGACGAUCAGUUAAAUGAUGUGAUUGCCAAAUUAAAGUUCAUCGUUCCGUCAGAAGCGUCGUUCGAGAUAAUUAAGUCUGACUGGAUGAAAACAUUUGAGGCGCGAAAUGCAUUACGGAGUAAGGAGAAUCCAGGAGAUUUAAUAGAAAUCAUGAUGGAACAAUUUCCUUUGUCGACGUCAUUUAAUGGACAAUUGAUAAACUUGGAAUUCAAUGAAAUGUUUCCAGCAGUCAUUGCCAACUGGGGCCAGUGGAGUGCUCUUCAAGAGAAGGUCCUGAACAAUUUCAACGACCUGCACUCAACUGUGAACACUAAAUUCAUACGAACAUUGCUGAUCAUAAAGGAUAAAAAUCCAUCCCGAGGCGUUAAAAGGGUCAAUAAAGGAUCGCAAAAAAUUGCAAACCUCCUGGAAGGCAUCAUUGAAUGGAUAAAUCCGGAGGAUGAUGUCGAGCAGUAUACAUUGGGCUAUCGGAGCAGCACAAAUCCGGUGUUGAUCAUCAAAGCCCAACUGUACUGUGAAGGAGUUUGUUUUAUCCGUAUUGGAAAACGUUUUUUUUGGUAGACUCCGAAAUUGAGGAAGCGUUCGGAACAUUAAUUAGGACACAUUACUUUUUCAACUGUAAAUUUGAUGCCGCACAUGCUAACUUUUUCUCAUUUUUUACGGGGGCUAUUUUGAACAUAACUAAGCCAUCCACUACCGUGAAUGAUUUCAUCGUAAAGUUGAAAUAAACUGUUAACUGUUUUUUACCAAUUUCACAUGAAUUGAUAAAUAAAAAUUGGUGCAUAU